This is a messenger RNA of Punica granatum (pomegranate), 1447 nucleotides long. The record is from RefSeq and is a predicted model, not a curated record. NCBI's taxonomy places the organism in Eukaryota, Viridiplantae, Streptophyta, Magnoliopsida, Myrtales, Lythraceae.
UGCUAAAACUUUUUAUUUUGCCCCUUGAUUGGCAGUUUAAGGUUGUAGGUCAUAAUUGGUAUAUUCCAUGGAGCCGACUUCUGUGGUGGCUCAAGCUAUAUGCAAAAACUUGUCUGAUAACCAACAUGUGACUCAUUCUAGUUGGCUUUGCGAUCUGCCUGAUGCGGUUCUUUACCACAUCUUAUCCUUCCUCCCUAUGAAAGAUGUCGUGACAACGAGCAUAUUGUCAAAGAAAUGGCAAUAUUUUUGGGCUUCAGUUCCUAAUCUUGAAUUUUGUGAAAGCGAUUUCAGUGAGAGGUCCCUCUUCAUGAACUUUGUCGACAGAGCUUUUAUUUUUCGUGAUAGGUCAUCCAUAAGAGCUCUCUCUCUCUCAUGUAAGGUACGUCGUGAUGCACCCCGCAUCAAUGCAUGGAUUACUGCUGCGGCAAGGGGUGACUUGGUGGAGCUCUCUCUAAACCUACAAGAUAAUGAGCCAAUCACGUUGCCUUGCCGCAUAUUUGGAUCUGGAGCGCUGAACAAGUUUGAGUUGAAUUCGUCUUGCAUCCUUAGGUCUCAUUCUUCAGCUUGUCUUUCAAGUCUCAAGGUCGUAAGUCUGACGAGAGUCACAUUUGUGGAUGAUAGCUCAAUCCGGAAUUUGUUCUCUUCACCAUUGUUGGAGGAGUUGUCUAUUAAGCACUGCAAAUGGAUGAAUCUGAAAUCCGUGAGCAUCUCUGCUCCUAAGCUUAUGAAGUUGUCAAUUGAUGAUUAUGAUGGCGAUUUCUUGGAGGAAUGUGUCUCGUAUGACCGCCAAAUAGAAAUAGAUGGGACUAGUCUCACUUCUUUAUUUUAUCGAGGUGAGCUGAUCAAUAGAUAUUGCCUUCGCUCUGCCUAUCAGCUUGUCGAGGUUGAGAUUUCUACUUCUGAUCAUCCUGCUCUAGGAGUAAAAUUUGAUCUAGUUGCCAAGAACUCAUAUGAGCUUCUUGGUAGUCUAUCUAGUGUGAAAAGCCUAACUCUUUCUGAGGUGUUUCUCGAGGAUCUUGGGAGGAGGAUUCAGCUCUUUGAUGCAAUUCCCGUGCUCAGCAUGAUGACCAAGUUGAAAGUGACAGAGGAGUACUUCACUUUAGUAGAUUAUCCCGCAUUUUUUAUGCUUCUCAGAAGAUCCCCCAACAUUCAUACCCUUGAAUUUGCAGAGGCAUUGGACUCGGCAUAUACGGAAUCGAUGGGAGAGGUGCCUCUGUGUUUCAGUACGCAGCUCAAGAAGAUAGAAAUUGGCACUUUUUGUGCAACCUCUAACGAGUUUUCAGUGGUCAAGGCUUUGCUGAAGGCUGCGACUGCUUUGGAAGAAAUGGUUAUGCACGUCAAGGGGGAUAACAUGGAUAGAGAUGCUAUCUCGAAGAAGUUGAUGGUGCUUCCUAGGGGAUUGAAUUGUCGAAUAAUCGUAGUACCAGAUAGAGAAACUCAGGCAUAG